AUGUCCACCCAUAUCCAGAGCUUGGGCGGCGCCAUUUCGAUCCAAGAAGCGGCCAUGCUGGCGUUCAGUUCGCUGGCCCUGCAGUUUGGCUACCGCAUUCCCCACGACCCGGGCUUUGUGCUGUCGACAACGUCGUUGAGACUGCGAUACUUUGACGAGUUUAUCAUGGCUCUGGGCCUAACUUGGACCAUUCACUUGGGCAUGGAGUUGGGGUCUGUGGCCAUUCGAAUGCAGUACCGAAACCGGUGGUUCCUCGCUCUCAACACCCAGGUCAAGGCCGCUUUGACCGUUGUCGUGUACGUUCUGCUAGUGGUGACCCGAAAUACCACCAGCUACAAUGCCGCCAUCGGCAGUUUGAUUGGCAUUUGGCUGUUUGCCCUCGCGUCUGGGUUUGGUUCCGUCGCUGUGAGUAAGUGGUUUGAUCGCCCUCCCUCCACGCCAGCUUACCCCCAGAGCUUUUCCAAAGACGACGUGUCGGUGGAGUUUUCCAAAGCCAACAUCCCCCGCAACCGAGUGGGGUACCUCAGUCAACAAUACGGCCGGUGGUCGUUGUUGGGAAUAGUCCUCGAAGGCUGGCGGGGAGUGCCUACGGGCCCCAAGUCGUUUUUGAUGGCCUGUCACAGUGUGUUGGUCCAUUUGUCCGCUGGGGGGACUGUGGUGCCCUUGAUUUGCAAGGAUAUCACCCCAGACUCGUUUAACAAACUGGUGCUAGCGACAGUGUGCAUGAAGAAGCGACCUGGAUCGAUUGCGCCUACGAUGUCAGCCGCACGUCAAAGCGAGCAAGAUAUACUGGCACUAGAGGACACGUUUUUGAAGUAG
This is a messenger RNA of Aphanomyces astaci, 819 nucleotides long. RefSeq lists its product as hypothetical. The record is from RefSeq and is a predicted model, not a curated record. Bases 1 to 819 code for a protein of 272 amino acids. The transcript has a single exon. NCBI's taxonomy places the organism in Eukaryota, Oomycota, Saprolegniomycetes, Saprolegniales, Verrucalvaceae.